This is a messenger RNA of Sphenostylis stenocarpa, 381 nucleotides long. Lineage: Eukaryota; Viridiplantae; Streptophyta; Magnoliopsida; Fabales; Fabaceae. The record is from the annotation of a GenBank genome assembly.
AUGGCGAGAGUGAAGCACACGCCAGCUUCGCGAAAAGUCGGUAUGUCUGAAAUUGAAUACAUUGUUUCUCACUUAUCAGAAUCAAACCCUGAUUUUCUUCCAUAUGCAAAUUCUAAGGUAAAAAAAAAGUUGCACGUGCUUCCACAUCCACAACACGAAGGAGCAGAAGCACCUGAGACUCAGAGAAGGAAGAAAGCGCGCAGUAAGCCAGGAACAGCCGCGCUUCGUGAAAUUCGUCAUUUUCAGAAGAGUUGCAAGCUUCUUAUCCCGGCUGCCCCCUUUCUAAGAUGUGUUAUCUAUCCUGUACUACUGAUGAUUAGGCGUAUGUUGGACAAACUGUUGAUUGGUGUUGAUUUUACAUGUUACAAUGCAAGAGUGUAA